This is a messenger RNA of Leptinotarsa decemlineata (Colorado potato beetle), 1297 nucleotides long. RefSeq lists its product as uncharacterized. The record is from RefSeq and is a predicted model, not a curated record. Lineage: Eukaryota; Metazoa; Arthropoda; Insecta; Coleoptera; Chrysomelidae.
CGUACCGAUUCAAAUCUGCCGCAAGCAGAAUCAAGUUAUAGUCUACGCACUUCGCAGGUGUAGUAGCUAACAGUACCACCAGUGAGACGCAAAUUCUUCGAGUCCGGUACCUUGCUGAGUUUUUUAGUGUUGUCAGACUGACCCGUGGAGCCAUGAAGUACUUGACAAGUGCAGAAGUGUUUGUUUUUGUUUUACAAAAAGCGACUGCCCUUCAGUGUUGGAGUUGCUCCAGCGACAUAGACCCACAAUGUAGAGACACGUUCAACCAAUCGGAAAUUUUAUCCAGAAGAAGCGGCGAUUCACUGUACAACAACUUACAACAAAAUUAUGACAGACAACGAAAUGACCCCAACUACUACAACCAAGGACAAUAUAAUCCCAACUUGAACAACCAGCGGCAGUAUGAUCCCAACUUCAACAAUCAAAGGCAGUUUGACCCGAACUUCAACCGUGGACAAGUACCUUUCAACCAGAACUUCAAUCCCAAUUUCAUCAACGGGAGAUCCCCGAGACUGGAAGUUUGUGACGAAAAUGAAGCCAGGAAUAGGAGGAUGAAGAAUGUAUGUUUGAAGGAAGUUGUUAAAGGUAACAACUAUGUUAGCAUUGUUCGUCGAUGUGAACUGAUUCCCUUAGAAGCUUCUGUCGGCACUUGUCAGCAGAACGUCAAUAAGGGACUCUACUUGGGAUUUUGCGAGUAUUGCGACUAUGACGGAUGCAACUCAGCUACUGGUCUGAGAACCAACUUAUUUUUAGCAGCCGUCGCAACAUCUGUACUUAUGUUUCUCCGUUACUAAUUGAUUAUCAAUUAUUUGUUAUUAGUUGUUUCCAAUGCAAGUUGUUAUUCCUUUUGCAAUAGAACAUACACAAACGACCUUAGUUAUUACCAGAACUUUCCAGUAGGAAAGUAUAUAUUGAAAAAGAAUAUGGGGAAUGAGUUGUGUUUAACAUGGAUGAAUACAAAAAUCAUAUUUUCCACAAAUGGGUGUUAGUUUGUAGAAUCUUUGUGAAAAUUCUUUUUAAAUAUUAUUUGCAGAAGUGUAUGAACAGUUACCUCAUUUACAUUUAACAAUAGUUGUGCUUGCAUGAUAAAAGCUACAUUUUUCUUCUCUAUUUGAUAGGUACUUGUUUUGUUCAAAUUAGAGUUUAAGCACCUGCAUUUAUUCUGAAAACAAAGUUUUAUGUAAAUAAAAACAAUAUUUAGGAUUACGUUAUAUUAACAGUAAGCUAGAUUUAGUGAACCUGUGUAUCAUGUAGUAAGAGACUACCAUGCUACAAUCAAUAAAAUUUUUCAAUGAUG